CAUGAAAAUACGCAAAACUCAUGGAGUACUUACAAAGGAAGCUUUGGAUCCCUCUAAUAACUCGCACUUGGCUCCAUCUUUAGAUGAAGAUGAUGUGUCAAUUGAUAGUGCGUCAGAGUUGAAAAUGUUGAAAUUUUACGAUUUGCAGAAGUUUGUUACCAGUGAUAUAUUAGCAAAAAAACUUGUUAAAGUCAGUAAAGGAUUUGUGAGAUAUAAUAUCAUAAUCCUUCCCGAAUGUAAUAAAAAUGAUCUUCUACGUGCUAUGUUCGAAGAAGGAUGGCAAACCUUCGAAAAUUUUUUUAAUAAGGCAGAAGAAGAGAUUACUUUGAAGGUUUUAUCUCCAUUAAAGAAAGUUGAAAAUGUUCUUAAUAAAUAUCGGGAAGCUUUGGAGAAUGCAACAGAUGGAGCAUAUGUUGAACUUGAUUCUGUAUUUAUUAAUUAUAGUUAUCAAGAUGGAUACAAAUUUCGAAGAGACUGGUUGGAGGACUGGGUGAAUAGUUUUUAUCGUAAAUUUUUAAUAUGUUUUCAGCUUUCAAGACAUGAUCUUUUUCUGGACAUUAAUUCUCUUAUCCGUUUAUCAACUGGUGAAGUUGAAAAUAUGCAUCGAAAAAUUAACAUUAAUGGCGUCGAAGAAUAUAUUGGUAUUCUUAAGGUUGUAGGAAAUGCUAUUGUUGAAGAUCAUGUCAAGAUGAUUGCGGAUAGGAAUAAAAUUUUAAAGAAGCAACUUCAAAAUAAUCUUGAGACGUUUGGCAUCCUAGUCGAUAGGCGAGAUUUCAUCAUCUAUGCGAUGCAUUAUUAUGAUAGAGUAUUUUUAGUUGAUGAAACCGAUUUAUCAUUCAUAAUUCCAACAAUGCAAUUUAAGGGCCCAU
Molecule: messenger RNA, 869 nt
Organism: Funneliformis geosporum
Lineage: Eukaryota; Fungi; Glomeromycota; Glomeromycetes; Glomerales; Glomeraceae
Source: the annotation of a GenBank genome assembly